Messenger RNA from Colletotrichum graminicola M1.001, 654 nucleotides. Its product is annotated as cutinase. The transcript is spliced from 2 exons. Lineage: Eukaryota; Fungi; Ascomycota; Sordariomycetes; Glomerellales; Glomerellaceae. Gene Ontology annotation, molecular function: cutinase activity. Gene Ontology annotation, biological process: carbohydrate catabolic process. Gene Ontology annotation, cellular component: extracellular region. The record is from RefSeq and is a predicted model, not a curated record. The coding region runs from base 1 to 654 and encodes 217 amino acids.
AUGCACCGAUCAACACCGGCCCUCCUCCUCGCCGUGCUGGGCAUGGCGUCCGCCUCCCCCUUCGCGAUCGUGCCCCGACAGGCCGACUUCUCGGGGAACCAGCAGGACGGCCUCUCGGGCCCCUGCCAGCCCACGAUGGUCAUCUUCGCCCGCGGAACCACCGAGCGCGGCAACGUCGGCACCCUCGCCGGCCCGCCAUUCUUCCAGGCCCUGUCGGCCCAGGUCGGUGGCGCCCUCGCCGUCCAGGGCGUCGAGUACCCCGCCAGCGUCCAAGGCUUCCUCGCCGGCGGCGACGCCAAGGGCUCCCAGACAAUGGCCACCCUCACCGAGCAGGCCAUCACAAAGUGCCCCAACUCGUCCAUCAUCAUGUCCGGCUAUUCCCAGGGCGGCCAGCUGGUGCACAACGCCGCGGCGAUGAUGUCCCAGUCCAUGGUGGCCAGCGUCGCUGGUGCCGUCAUCUUUGGCGACCCACUCAAUGGCCAGCCCGUCCAGGGCGUCCCCACCCAAAGGACCAUGGUCAUCUGCCACAACGGCGACAACAUCUGUGAGGGCGGCAGCCAGAUCCGCCGCGCCCACUUGACGUACGGCGACAACGCCGCCGAGGCCGCCCAGUUCGCCGCGUCCAUGACGCCGCCGUCUGCCGCCGCGGCGUAA